AAACAACACCAAUAACAUUCCGCUUCUCAGGUGUAUUUUCGUUUUCUUAUUUGAAUGUCAAUGUGAAAAACUGUGAGCAACUACUAGACACUGCUGUAUCUAAUUGCAGUAAAUAAACAUGGAAGAAGAUGACAAAGACCUCGAUGCUCUGGCCCUCGAUAUUACGACCGACGAAAUUGAAGUCACUAAAGAGGACACAUCUGGAACAUGGGAACAUGAAGAUCUAGCUCAGGUGAAAAUCAAAGUGAUGCGUGGUCACAAAGAUAGUGUUACAGGAUGUCAGUUCUGUUGUGACGACACUAAGGUUUUGACAUGCUCCAAUGAUAAAACAUGCAUACUCUGGGAUAUAGAAAGUGGUAAACCUGUACAAACAUAUGAAGGACAUGCUAGAUUUGUUACAUCUUGUAGUAUGAAACACGAUAAUACAAAAUUUGUGUCAUCAUCAUGGGAUAAAACUGUGACAAUGUGGGAUGUGGAAACUGCCAAGAUAUUGUGGCAAGGACACCAUGAUGGUAUUGUUACCUGUUGUAAGUUUUCAAAUAAUGGUAAAUAUGUGGUAUCUGGAUCGGAUUUGGACUACGCAUUGAAUGUCUGGAAUGCUAAAGAUGGCUCUCUUAUUCAUCAUAGAACAAAUCACCACAAGAGUACAAUUGCUAGUUGUUCAUUUUCACCAAAUGAUGAACGAGUAUGUACUACAUCUAUGGAUAAAACAACAAAAAUUUGGGAUACAAUAAGUCAUAAUGUCACUGUUACUCUCAGGAGUCACAUUAACGUGAUAUCAACAUGCUGUUUUAGUAAAGAUGAGAGACGUCUUUGUACCGGAUCCUGGGAUAAACAAUUACAAAUGUGGGAUAUAUCAACUGGCAUGUUCAGAUCUGAAGGACCAGUUACCUUAAACAAAGGACAUGAAGGAUCAAUUAGUUCAUGUCAGUUCAGUCAAGAUGGUGAGUUCUCUUUAUUAUGA
Saccoglossus kowalevskii is the source of this 964-nucleotide messenger RNA. Its product is annotated as WD repeat-containing protein 88-like. The record is from RefSeq and is a predicted model, not a curated record. Gene Ontology annotation, molecular function: protein binding. NCBI's taxonomy places the organism in Eukaryota, Metazoa, Hemichordata, Enteropneusta, Harrimaniidae.